This is a messenger RNA of Caenorhabditis angaria, 559 nucleotides long. NCBI's taxonomy places the organism in Eukaryota, Metazoa, Nematoda, Chromadorea, Rhabditida, Rhabditidae. The record is from the annotation of a GenBank genome assembly.
AUGCGAAUCCUCCUGAUUUUCUCGAUCUUUCUCCUCGAUUUCUUGAUCUCCUCGAAAUUAUCCUCCCCAAAUCCGAAUGCCUACAAAAUCGUGGCGAAAAUCCGAGAUGAUUUGGCGGAUGGAAUUGAUUCGAAAAACAAAACAGCACUUGAGGAAGUGCUAUUCGAUGUGUACACUUUUGACAUGUGUCGAGGAGCGAGGAGCAGUUUUAAUCGGAGCCAAAUUAUUGAGCACAUGAUGAAAACAAAGGUGAGCAAAAAAAAAACUUCGCGCGCAUGAGGACUCGAACCCUUGACCCCUGCGGCAAAAGUUUCGAGGCUAACCGGCUGAGCUAUAUUGGCUUUAGGAAAUCUAGGGUGUUUUGCAUAGAAAAGCUCGCUGUUUUCAGGUGAAAGUCCAGCCCUUCGCAAUCGAAAAAAUACCCUAUUCCGAUGAGGAUUUGAUUGUGCUUAUAAGUUGGACAAAAACAUCAAAAGGUCCAAAACAAUAUUUUCGACAUACGAUUCGCAGAGAUGACGAGAAAUAUCGCAUUUUUCAUUCGAAUAAGAUGAAUUGUUGA